Molecule: messenger RNA, 2399 nt
Organism: Musca domestica (house fly)
Lineage: Eukaryota; Metazoa; Arthropoda; Insecta; Diptera; Muscidae
Product: arylphorin subunit C223
Exons: 3
Coding region: 30-2378 (782 amino acids)
Source: RefSeq, a predicted model, not a curated record
UCUGGAUAUAGCGGACAUAUCUUCUAAUCAUGAAAUUGCCCAUUGUGCUAUUGGCCUUUAUGGGCAUUGCAACACUGGUUUCUACAAAAAAUGCCACGGUAGCCGACAAAUCCUACCUGGAGAAACAGAAAUUUCUUUACGAAAUUGUCUAUCGCAUUGAGGAUCCGUUGAUGUUUGAAGAGUGGAUAAAGCUAGGAAAACAUUUAAUUGUUGAGAAAUCUUUUUACGACCACUAUGACAUCCACAUGGAAAAGUUUUGGGAAUCCUACAAGGAGAAGGCUCUCUUGCCCAAGGGCGAAUUUUUUGGCAAUCUUGUCAAGUCUCAUUAUAUGCAAACAUGGGGACUUUUUAAUUUCUUCUACUAUGCCAAGAAUUGGGAAGUGUUCCAGCGAAAUGUUUGCUGGGCCCGUAUGCAUGUCAACGAAGGCAUGUUCGUACAUGCUCUUACUUUGGCGAUAAUACAUCGAGAUGACUUUGUUGGUCUGAUGCUUCCCUAUAUCUAUGAGAUAUUUCCGCAGCAUUUCUUCGACAGCCGAUUCAUUUACGCUGCCGAGAAAUUCGAUUUCAAUAUCUGGAGCAAGUAUGCAAUGUACGAGAAACAGUACCUUGAUGUCUAUUACAAGAACAACAACAACAAUGACAGCAUGGGUAGUUAUGUUCACAUGAAGGACUGGAAAAUGUGGCAAUGCACUAUGGUGCAAUGGUGGAAACUGAUGGGUCUGGACAAACAGUGGUACAUGGAGGAUAACUAUAUGUUGCGCGAAAAUAUUUACAAACAUAACAAAGAUUCGCAGUGGCUGUCAAUGAUGAGGGAUGUUAAAAUGAUGUGGAUGCCCGUCGACUACACCCGUGACAUUGACUUUGCCAAUGAAGAGUUGAGGCUCUCCUAUUUCACUGAAGACGUGGAAUGGAAUGCCUUCUGGUACUACAUUAAUAUGGACUAUCCCUUCAAUUUGGAUGGUAAAACUUUUCAGUUGCAGAAUGAUCGUCGUGGAGAAUUUUGGAUGUAUGCUAUUCAGAAACUAUUGUCCCGUUAUUAUAUGGAACGUUUGUCUAAUGGUUUGGGCGACAUUCAUCGCAUUUCACGUUCGCAAUCUUUUGAGCACGGUUAUAAUCCACGACUUGUGGCAUAUAAUGGUCUCGGUUUCAGUUAUCGGAAAGACUACUAUCACCUUUACGAUUCGGGUAACUUUGAUAUGCUAGAGAGACUACGUGAGUUCUUUGCUCGAGUCGAGCGAGUGGUUGAUUUGGGUUACUAUACAAUGAAAGAUGGCACUGUUGUGGAUUUGCGUAAUCCAGAUGCUGCAGACAUGAUUGGAAGUAUUUUACAGGGGAACAUUGAUGUUAUGGACAAAUACUUUUUCAAUUAUUGGUAUUUGUAUUCUCACAUGUAUGUGGCAGAUGUGGGCUUUAAUGAUGUGGAAGUAGUUCCUCAUGCGUUCCUCAACCUCGAAACUGUUGUCAGAGAUCCAUUGUUCUAUAGCCUCCAUAAGCGAAUACUUGAUGUAUUCUACCGCUUUAAAGAUUCAUUGGGCCCUUACCAGCGCGAAGAACUCUCGUUUCCGGGUGUUUACAUUAAGGAUGUGAAGGUUAGUGAAAUGGUGACAUACUUUGAUCUGUUUGACUAUGAUGUGACCAAUUUGAUAAAUGGCAAGAUGCGAUUUGUUGAUGGCGAGUUUAAAUGGGAGAAAACAUUAUUGGCGCGUCAAAUGCGUCUAAAUCACAAGCCAUUCAACUUUGAAAUUACCGUUGAAUCGGACAAAGCUCAAAAGGUAUACGUUCGCGUCUUUCUUGCACCGAAACACAACGAGUUGGGUCAAAUUAUACCACUAAAUGAAAAUCGCUUGAACUUCUUCUCGUUCGACAAAUUCUCAUAUGAAUUAUCGGCUGGCCUGAAUACUAUAAAACGCAACCCGGCCGACUACAAAUUCACUUCGCCAGAUUCGCUAACCUACACCGAAAUGUAUCACUACAUUAAAUUGGCUUACGAAGGCAAAUAUGAGUUCCACCUAAAUAUGAGCUAUCCACAUUUCUCCUUCCCGAAUCGUCUCAUGCUGCCACGUGGCUGGGCACAAGGCAUGCCAAUGCAACUAUUCUUUAUGGUCACUCUGGACGACGAUGACCACGAACAGUUCGACUAUACUUUCUCAUGUGGUUUAGGAUCUGGUCGCCGGUGGUUCGACAAGAAAUCCUUAGCUUAUCCAUUUGACAGGGAAAUUGAUGAGCACGAUUUCUAUGUGCCCAACAUGUACUUUAAGGACGUUAUGAUCUAUCAUCAGGAUAAUUUAAAGUUCUACCGCCAACACAAUUACACAAACUACGGUCAUUUUGAUUACAAAUACUUUGAGAACUAUUAUACCAAAGGUUUAAUGAAUUAAAAUAUAAAGAGAUAUGUCAAU